GGAGUGGAAUAGCGCGAUCUUGGCUCAAUGCAACCUCCACCUCCUGGGUUCAAAUAAUUCUGCUGACUCAGCCUCCUGAGUAGCUGGGAUUACAGGUGCCCACCACCAUGCCCGGCUAAUUUUUUUGUAUUUUUAGUGGAGACAGUGUUUCACCAUGUUGGCCAGGCUGGUUUCGAACUCCUGACCUCAGGUGAUCCACCUACCUCGGCCUCCCAAAUCGCUAGGAUUACAGGCAUGCGUCACCGUGCCCGGCCUUGUGAUAGUGUCUUACACUGUCACCCAGGCUGGAGUGCAGUGGUGCAAUCUUGGCUCACUGCAACCUUUGCCUCCCAGAUUCAAGCGAUUCUUGUACCUCAGCCUCCUGAGCCGCUGAGACUACAGGCACGUGCCACCGUGCCUGGUUAAUUUUUUGUGUGUGUGUGUGUGUGUAUGUGUUUGUGUGUGAUGGAGUUUCGCUCUUGUUGCCCAGGCUGGAGUGCAGUGGUGCAAUCUUCGCUCACUGCAACAUCUGCCUCCUGGGUUCAAGCGAUUCUCCUGCCUCGGGCUCCUGAGUAGUUGGGAUUAUAGGCACCCAACACCAUACCCGGGGAAUUUUUUGUAUUUUUAGUAGAGACGGAGUUUCAUCAUGUUGGCCAGGCUGGUCUCGAACUCCUGACCUCAGGUGAUCCACCCGCCUCGGUGUCCCAAAGUGCUGGGAUUACAGUCGUGAGACCUGUGCCCAGCCUCUGUCUCUCUCUCUCUCUCGACUAGAGAGACUGACCGGGGACAAUCAACUCUCUCCAGACUGACAGAGAGAGAGAGGGAGAGAGAGAGAGAGCGAGAAAGAGACAGAGUCUGGCUCUCACCCAGGCUGGAAUGCAGUGGUGUGAUCUUGGCUCACUGCAACCUCCGCCUUCCGUGUUCAAGCGAUUCCUGUGUCUCAGCCUCCCAAGUAGCUGGGAUUGUAGGUCCGCACCACCAUGCCCGGCUAAUUUUUGUAUUUUUAGUAGAGAGGGCUUUGCCAUAUUGGCCAGGCUGGUUUUGAACUCCUGACCUCAGGUGAUCCGCCAGCCUGCGCCUUCCAAAGUGCUGGGAUUACAGGCGUGAGUCACCGCGCCCGGCCAAAUAAAAUAAAAUGUUAAAGUAAAUUCAGGACUACCCCUCCUCCAAGUCUUCUGUCCCCUUUGGGCGCCCACGUGAGCGGGGGAGGGGCUGGGGGAAUAAUAACAUCAAAAGAGCGCCUUUUCCUCCCUUAUUCCGAGGAGACUUCCCUGGGCCUGACUCCCGGUCCUGUCCUCAGCGCCCCGCGGCCUCUCCAGCCCCUUCAGUGGCCAAGAUGCAGAGAUCAGGACGCCUUUGCGCCGCCCCAGGUGCCCGCCCCUAGCUGCCUCCGCCUGGGCCCCGACGGAAGGUGAAGUCGGGGGCCGGGCCGGGGCGUGGCAGCCGGGGUGUGUGUACCCUGGGCUUGGUGCCUCCGGUGGCCCGGCAGCACCGUCCCACCUCUGCCACCCUCCGAUGGGUCCACUACCUGUGUGCCUGCCAAUCAUGCUGCUCCUGCUGCUGCCGUCGCUGCUGCUGCUGCUGCUUCGACCUGGCCCCCGGUCCGGCGAGGCCUCCAGGACAUUACAUGUGUACCGGCGUGGGAUCCUGGAACUGGCAGGAACUGUGGGUUGUGUUGGUCCCCGAACCCCCAUCGCCUAUAUGAAAUAUGGUUGCUUUUGUGGCUUGGGAGGCCAUGGCCAGCCCCGUGAUGCCAUUGACUGGAGACAGGGUCUUGCUCUGUUGCUCAGGCUGGAGGGCAGUGGCAUGAUCAUAGCUCACUGCAGCCUCGGACUCACAGGCUCAAGUGAUCCUUUUGCCUCAGCCUCCUGAGUAGCUGGGACUACAGGCAUGCACCACCACACCCAGCUUGCUCAUACCUUUUUACUGCAAAGGUGAAAUCUACACCAUUCAGGGGCGAGAACUGCUGCUGCCCCAUGCUGUGCAUUUGUUGUGUCUACUAUGAUUGUCUUGGUUGU
Pongo pygmaeus (Bornean orangutan) is the source of this 1997-nucleotide messenger RNA. RefSeq names its product group 10 secretory phospholipase A2-like. Lineage: Eukaryota; Metazoa; Chordata; Mammalia; Primates; Hominidae. The record is from RefSeq and is a predicted model, not a curated record. Gene Ontology annotation, biological process: arachidonate secretion; phospholipid metabolic process. Gene Ontology annotation, molecular function: A2-type glycerophospholipase activity. Bases 1495 to 1851 code for a protein of 118 amino acids. The transcript has 3 exons.